This is a messenger RNA of Paramecium sonneborni, 850 nucleotides long. The record is from the annotation of a GenBank genome assembly. Lineage: Eukaryota; Ciliophora; Oligohymenophorea; Peniculida; Parameciidae.
AUGACGACAAUUUAAGAGCUCGUUACUGCAAUAUUUAAUUUAGUAAUAAUCCAAUAAAACUUGUGAGAUUGUUAGUGAUGAUGACCUCUAGACAAGAAAUAGAUACUAUAAAUCAAGUAGUUUAAUUGAACAAUUAAGAAUAAUAAUUGAAAUAGUAACUCAAUUUUAACAUUAAAAAUCAUUCUAAGAUUAUCAAGCUCUUGAAAAACAACUUCAAAAAUUUGAAUUUGAAGUAAGGAAUCAGAUUAGGGUAUUUUAAUUACUUUCUAUUAAAGGAUGAGUAUCUAAUGCAGUAGAAUUAAGAAGAUUUAAUAUCUAGACUAGAAGAAAUGGAAAAAGAAAAAAAUGAACUGUUUAGCAAUACCAAAUUAACAAUUAUUGUAAUAUAUAUAUUUAUAUUCAGAAAUUAAAAAGAGAAAAUGAAGAAUUGUAUUAAAAAGUUAAAUAAUUAACUUAUGAAAAUUAAUAACACAAAAAUCUGAAUGAAAAAUUUGUUCCUCAUUUAGAAAAAUGGAAAAUGAAUGAUCAUCUAACACAAGAAUCUACAAAAAUUAGUUAGAGUAAAUAUUCAACAAUAGAAAACCAUAAUUAAAAGAUAAUCAAAUUAAAAACGAAUAGUUCUCCUAAAAAAUUACAUACUGAAACAUCUGUCGAUAUUUCUCUCAUUGCAGCUGUUAAUUAAAAGAGAUUAAGUUAGUAAUUGAUUAAACCAAACUAUUUUUAAAAAAAGGGAACACUAACAUAACAUUAAUAUAUAAAAAAUAAAAGGAAAUCAUGUGCAUUAGCAAAUUAAUAGUUGUAUAUAUUUUUAUCCUAUAAUAAUAGAAAUUUUUUAACAGCAAGCAUGUGA